AAAAUGAGAUGCUUGCGGAAACGAUCAGCAGUAUCAUUCUUAGGAGUCCUUGUCAUUUGCCUGCUGUUCAUGAACUUGUACAUUGAAGAUGGUUAUGUCUUGGAAGGGGACAAGCAAUUAAUCAGAGAAACAGCCACACACCAGCUUAAUUCAGAGCGCUAUGUUCACACUUUUAAAGACUUGUCAAAUUAUUCAGGAUCUAUAAAUGUUUCCUAUCGCUAUCUAGCUGGCACACCUUUGCCAAGGAAAAGGUAUCUUACAAUUGGACUAUCCUCAGUCAAACGGAAAAAGGGGAAUUAUUUGCUCGAGACGAUCAAGUCCAUAUUUGAGCAGUCAAGUUAUGAGGAACUGAAGGAAAUUACGGUGGUGGUUCACCUAGCAGAUUUUGACUCAUCCUGGUGUGAAGGGAUGGUCCAGGAUAUUUCACAGAAAUUUGCCCAUCACAUCAUUGCUGGCAGGUUAAUGGUUAUCCAUGCCCCUGAGGAGUACUAUCCAGUACUGGAUGGCCUUAAGAGAAAUUACAAUGACCCAGAAGACCGUGUGAAGUUCCGAUCCAAACAAAAUGUAGAUUAUGCUUUCCUGCUUAACUUUUGUGCUAAUCUUUCUGAUUAUUAUGUCAUGCUAGAAGAUGACGUUCGAUGCUCUAAAAACUUCUUGACUGCUGUUAAGAAAGUAAUUACCUCGCGAGAAGGUUCCUAUUGGGUGACUCUGGAGUUUUCCAAACUGGGCUAUAUUGGAAAGCUAUACCACUCCCAUGACCUCCCACGCCUGGCUCAUUUUUUGCUGAUGUUUUACCAGGAAAUGCCUUGUGAUUGGCUGCUAAUCCAUUUCCGUGGGUUGUUAGCUCAAAAGGAUGUCAUCCGCUUUAAGCCAUCUCUGUUCCAGCACAUGGGAUAUUAUUCAUCCUACAAAGGAGCUGAGAACAAGCUAAAGGAUGACGACUUUGAAGAGGAUUCGUUUGACAUCCCUGACAACCCGCCCGCAAAUCUUCACACCAACAUGAAUGUAUUUGAAAACUACGAGGCAAGCAAGGCUUACAGCAGCAUUGAUGAGUACUUCUGGGGAAAAGCUCCUUCUACUGGAGAUCUCUAUGUGAUUGUCUUUGAAAAGCCUAUUAAAAUCAGUAAAAUUAAAGUUAUCACUGGAACAGAAGACCGGCAAAAUGACAUCUUGCAUCAUGGAGCCCUGGAAGUUGGGGAAAAGAUUGUAGGGAGCAAAAAAGGGAGGCAAUGUACUACUUACUUGAGACUAGGGGAGUUCAAAAAUGGAAAUUUUGAAAUGACAGAUGUGGAGCACAAUGUUCUGUUUGAUAUUAACUGCAUGAGAAUACUUGUUACCAAAAGUCAAAAGGAAUGGCUGAUCAUUAGGAGCAUUAGUAUUUGGACUUCUCAGACACCAAAUCAAUAA
Molecule: messenger RNA, 1407 nt
Organism: Emys orbicularis (European pond turtle)
Lineage: Eukaryota; Metazoa; Chordata; Testudines; Emydidae
Gene: MGAT4C
Product: MGAT4 family member C
Exons: 3
Coding region: 4-1407 (467 amino acids)
Biological process (GO): protein N-linked glycosylation
Molecular function (GO): acetylglucosaminyltransferase activity
Source: RefSeq, a predicted model, not a curated record